Strongyloides ratti is the source of this 594-nucleotide messenger RNA. Its product is annotated as Low-density lipoprotein (LDL) receptor class A repeat-containing protein. The coding region runs from base 1 to 594 and encodes 197 amino acids. NCBI's taxonomy places the organism in Eukaryota, Metazoa, Nematoda, Chromadorea, Rhabditida, Strongyloididae. The record is from RefSeq and is a predicted model, not a curated record. Gene Ontology annotation, molecular function: protein binding. The transcript is spliced from 2 exons.
AUGAUUGCUAAAAUAAUAAGAAGUGAAAUUUUAUUGAAAGCUACAUUUCUAGUUCUUAUGCUCAUUUCACCUCUCUCUGCUUAUACUAUUUCUGAUUAUUUAAGAGGGGGUAAAAGAACUGUUGACGGUGAUAAACCUAUACAAUGUCCACCUUAUAUGCCAUUUCAAUGUACAAGUGGAGAGUGUGUUCCAAUAAAAUAUCUUUGUGAUGGAAGUCCUGAUUGUACUGAUUCAUAUGAUGAAAAUCAGAAAAUGUGUACAGCAGCUAGUAGACCUCCAGCUGAAGAAACGUUAUCAUUUCUUGAUGCCCUCCUUCAUGCUCAUGGUAAAGAUUUUUUAACUAAAAUUUUUGGUGAACGAUGUUUAAAUAGAUGUGAAGGUUUAGGUGGUUUAGAAAAAGUUGCUAUAGGCUUAACAGAACAACCAACAUAUUUAAAUUUUGGUAUGGAACAAAAUAUGACUGAGGAGGAAGUAGAAAAUAUUGGUGAUACUUUAUUAGACAUUAUUCGUGGUGAUAGUGGAAAAUUAUCAAUAAAUGAGAUUGAGGAUCUUCGAUUUUUUGUUCAAAAGUUACAUGAAACAGGAUUCUUUUAA